This is a messenger RNA of Epinephelus fuscoguttatus (brown-marbled grouper), 2138 nucleotides long. RefSeq names its product troponin I, fast skeletal muscle-like. The coding region runs from base 1535 to 2053 and encodes 172 amino acids. The transcript has 8 exons. The record is from RefSeq and is a predicted model, not a curated record. Gene Ontology annotation, cellular component: troponin complex. Gene Ontology annotation, biological process: muscle contraction. Lineage: Eukaryota; Metazoa; Chordata; Actinopteri; Perciformes; Serranidae.
UUUCUUUUUCUGCUUUCAGACAAGUAUUAAAACCUUUGAACCCUCUCUGAGCAAAUUGGUGCAGUUUCAUUCUAAAAUAUGAUAAUAAAUAAAUAAAUAAAUAAAUAAAAUAAAAUAAGCAGUGAGAAUUGUUCCACAAACUUUAAAAAAAAAGAAAGAAAGAAAAAAGCUAGGGGAAAAUUAUAUUCAUAAUUAUUAUUAUUAUUUAAUUUUUUUUAAUUAUUGCAAAGAAGUAUUGUAAUUUUAAAGCACUUUCCAGGUCAUUUACUUUUUUAUUUGUUUUUAAUUUUCUUGAUUUUCAUAAUUUUCUCUUUUUCCUGAUUUCCUGCUUUUGGGGACAUUUCUUUUGUUGCUCACUUUCAAACGAAAUCAAGGUUUCAAAGGGUUAAUAAACUUAAAUCUGCUCACAACUUUUGAAUGUGUUAUAACCCAGUUACUAAAUGCUUUAACAAGGGGAGUAAAUGUUGGCGAUGACGGCGACCACACGGUGUCAGCAGAGGACUUCACUACUCUCUCUGUGUUCAGUGUUUCAGUCUGUAGUUUUCGUCACAUGUUCAUGUUGGACACAUGAAGACAAAAAUUCCUCUGGUCAAAUUCCUUAAAUCACAUAUUUUGACAAAUUUCACAAAAUACUGAGCUGUUUAUUUUUGUUUUCAUGUUCACUACUUUUUUUUUUUAACGUAUUUUUAAAACAUUUUUUAAAGUCCGGUGGACGCUUCUUUCUGACUCUUUAAUUAAGAAAUUUUGUCCAAAUAAUUUGCAUUUUAUUGUAAUUUAUGACCUCACUCAGUUUAACUGCUGCUUGUUGAUACAGUUUAUUACUUAUGUCUCGUGAUACUGACUGAUGUCAAAGCUCUUCAUCAGCUGAACUCUUUUCUUUUUCAAAUACCCAUUUUUUUGUCAUUUUUACAAAAAUACGUUGCUCCUCCACUGAUAAACACAUGAAUGUUUCCCAUCGAUCGUACUGAUCAGAGGAGGACUCUGUUCAAACAGAAGGUGAGACACAUCUCAUUUUAUUCUGCUUUUAUGUGCAGAAAUGUCUCAUUUAAACGUUUCUGUCAUUAAAUGUCACCUUCAGUCAGUUUUAUAUAAAAAGGUAAAAUUAUUGAUCUUUGUGUUUUUGUUGUUUUUGUUUGAUUUCAGUCCGUGUUGUGUUUCAGUUGUCGUGUCUGAGUCCAGAAUGAACUGCAGCAGAAACAAAAGAGGUCUCUCCCCCCCCCCCGCCCCUGAGGACUGCUGACCACCUCGGCCUGAGCAGAUAUCAGACACUGAUGGACGAUUUACAACCUGAGUGGUCAAACCAUGACGGUAUUUCAGGAGCUCUUCGGCCUGGUUGGUCUCAGACAUUCUCAUGACCAUAAAGAGAAACCUUCAAAUAUCUGUCCAAGCUCAUAUAUAUACCCCCACAGAUUUCACAUUUUAGUCUGUGACUCCCCCACUUUCUCUCAGUCCUUCUGUCAGUCUCUGCUGCUCCUCCUCCACCUCCUCCUCCUCCUCGUCACUGUGUAGAGUCUGAAACCAAAAAGAAGUCGAGAUGUCUGAGGGAAAGAAGAUGACAUCGAGCCGCAGGCAUCAUCUCAAGAGUGUGAUACUGCAGAUCGCUGCUAACUGGCUCGAGCAGGAAGCUACUGACAUCGCAGCCGCCAAAGAAGCUUACAUGGCAGAGAAAUGCCCCGCCCCCGACAUGAGCGGAGACCAGGCGGCUCUGAUGGAAAUCUGCAAAAAGCUGCACCAGGCCCUCGACAAGAUCGAUGAGGACAGAUACGACUCUGAGGCCAAAGUGGCAAAGACAGAUAAAGAGAUCGAGGAUCUGAAGAUGAAGGUGGUGGAGCUGGCCGGAGUGAAGAAACCCGCCCUGAAGAAAGUGCGUAUGUCGGCCGACACCAUGCUGCAGGCUCUGCUGGGAGGAAAACACAAGGUGACCAUGGACCUGAGGGCCAACCUGAAGCAGGUCAAGAAGGAGGUCAAAGAGGAGGCUGGCGAGGGCGUCGGCGACUGGCGUAAGAACGUUGAGGACAAAGCCGACAGGAAGAAGAUGUUCGAGACUUCCUAAAGACUUUCACUUCUUGUGGGCUUCUACAACUCUUUGUUACAUCUUUGAAAAAACUCGUGCCAUUAAAUUAUUUUUUGGAAUAAGG